CCGUCAACAGCCGUGCAGCUCCUCACCUCUCCUUCCACGCUGCGACCGCUUUCGUCGGCUUUUAAUGACACGAGCGUCCGCGGGGAAGUGAGUGCGAGCCUCUGCCGUCAGUGUCGCGUCAUCGCUCGGAGCCAGGAGAGAUGGCGAAGAAGACUUCAUCCAGAAAGUCUCUGAAAAGUUUGUUCUCCCGCAGCGAGGCCAACCUGGACGCGUCGCCGGUGAAGGAUGUGAGCAAAGCCGAGAAAGAGAAGAAGAAAUUCAAGUUGUUUAAGUUUAAGACGAAGUCGAAGAACGUCAAUGCGGCGGGGAACGAAAGCCUGGAGGCGCUGGGUAAUGCUGAGCCCAACCACACAGCUGAGGAUGGAGAAGCCUGGGAUGCCGACAAGAGGACCUCUCUCUAUGCCACCACAUCCAGGUCAAAGGGCAAAGAAAUCAGCUAUUCAGAGAUGGACCUCCGUAAGCCCAAAAGGUUUGCCACAUUUUCCUUUGGUUUUAAAAAGAAGAAGAGGAGUAAUGGAGACACUAUGUCUAAGAGCCUGCACGGACUCCACAACUCAGAUAUUGAUGAAGAUGACGAGGCUACGAUGGAUCUCAGUCAGGUGGAGCUGGAUCAAGGGGACGUAAGGGCCAUGUUCAGUAUGUCUCAACCGGAACUUGACAAGAUCCAUAAAUUUGACAUCCCGUCUCCUCCCCCUGUGGACACAAACCCUUUCGACUCAUACUUUGCUGUGUCCGACCAGUCAGAGUCAAAUGUCACGACGGACGCACCGAUGGAACCAGAGCAGCCUCCAGGUGACUCUCAUUCCUUAGAAAUACCAACAACAACCGUCCAUUCCAUUCCGGAGUUCCAGUUAAAUGACGACAACGUCAGCAUUCCUGUUCAUGAUAACAUGUCCAAAGGUGAUGCAGAGAGUAUUUAUCUUGCUGAUAACAAGGCUACACCCAGUCUCCCAGCUACCCAGCCUCCAGUCAUGCUUCACACCACGGAUCACAAAGCAGCAACAGCAGCAGCUGAUUCAGGCUUCUCAAGAAAUGGCCUUUGUGAUAAUGAUACUCUCCAGCAGCCUUACACAAAAACAAACAUCUCUCCUACUGAAUCCACUGGUGUUACAUUAACUGGCACAGCUGGAAGCACAGCUCCAAGUGGGGAACUCUCCCUGAGAAGUGCUGACUCACUAACAGAGUCGUCCGCCACUCCUCGAGCUGAGAGUGUCACCGCCACUUUGAGCACAGCUCCUGCUACCUUCCAUGAAGAUGUCUCCAGAUCUGCUCGAGAAAUGACCAAAAGUGUCCCCACAACUUCGGCUAAAAGGAGCGAGAAGAGUCCCCGACUUUACAGUGAGAAUGUGGUUUAUGGAGCGUUGUACGACUCACUUUUCCCUCAGAGCUUCUCCUCCGAGGGGAUCUCGUCCAUCUCAAAUUCACCGCCUCAAAACUACACCAAAAGUAGUCAUUUGAGCACCAAGUCGGAGGCCAUCAUGGGUAAAACCUCGAAUGAAAGUCACUCAGAAAUCAACGUCUCGUAUUCUCACCUGUCAUCUUCACAAAUCGGCACUCAAAGUAGUCUUCCAAGCCCCAAGUCCCCGCCCGUCAUGGUCAAAACCCUAAACGAAGGUACCUCAGAAACUAACGUCUCGUACUCUUGGCCGUCAUCUUCAUACGACAACGAAAGUAGCCUUCUGAGCCCAAAGUCCCAGCCUGUCAUGGUCAAAACCCUAAAUGAAUGUAACACAGAAACCAAUGUCUCGUACUCUAACUUGUCAUCUUCAUGUGACAAUAAUGGCAAAACGGAUUUUGCAGAGAGAACUUUCUCAAACACUCAAUCAGGCACUCAAAGUAGUCUUCCGAGCCCAAAGUCUGAGCCCGUCACAGUCAAAACCCUAAAUGAAUGUCACUCAGAAACGAACGCCUCGUACUCUCGCCUGUCGCCUUCACGUGAUAUUGAUGGUAGAAUUGAUUUUGCAGAGAGUACUUUCUCAAACCCUCCGACUCCCACCCAAAGUAGCCUUCUGAGCCCCAAGUACCAGCCCGUCACGGUCAAAACCCUAAACGAAGGUACCUCAGAAACGAACGUCUCGUACUCUGUCUCGUCAUCUUCACGUGACACCGACAGUAGCCUUCUGAGCCCCAAGUACCAGCCCGUCACGGUCAAAACCUUUAACGAAUGUAACACAGAAACAAAUGUCUCAUACUCAAACUUGUCAUAUUCUCCUGACAUUGAUUCUCCCUUUUCCCAAACCUUGACUCCUACUGACUUUCAAACAGACAUCCACUACAGUUACCUCCCUUCCUCUCCACGUUCACCUGCUGAACCAGUUGCUAAAAACAUUCCUUACCCUGAGUUGACUCAUUCGGAUGCAGAAUCAGACAAUUACAGCACUUUUGUCAGGUCAGUUCCUGUGCUUCAAAGCUCUGCCCCUCCCAGUCCUGACUAUGCAGCAUCCCAUGGGACAGAUACUCAGGUUACUGACACCAAACAGAGAGUGAUCCUGGUCAAAGAGUUAGUCACUGACGAAGCGAGCACAGACUCUGUCUGUCCCUCUCCUGCGCUGGAGAAAAUGAGCGUAGUCAAGAAUCUGGAGCUGACAAUCGAAGACCCGGAGACCUUUUAUGUUGCUCCUGGUUCUGUGCUGUCAGAGGAAAGUGAAGGGCCCUUGAGCCCGGCAUAUCUGAGCGUGGGGUCAGACGAUGGCAGCACCAUGGAGGUGUACUACAGCGCGGAGGAGGACAACACGGAUGAGAGCGGGGAAGAAGAGAUUCACACGGUGGAGGAAAGAGAGGACGUCUGUGUGGUGAAAGAGAUGGAGUGGAGGGCAGGUGGAGCGAAGAGUCAGGAAGAUGAGGGCGAUGUGAGGGUGGUGAUUGUGAAAAUGCUGAAUGACGCAGGAAACGUGGGCCGAGGCGAAGAUUUCGGCGGGACAGUGGAAAGUCGACCCCAGGAAACGCUCAUGUCACACUUUCUUGUGAGCAGUGAUGCAAAGUGGCAGGAGAGAGAAGGAGCAAGCAGAGCGUUGCCACAGAUUAAAGAGGAGGAGGAGGAGGAGGAGGAGUUACUGGCCACACCGGUUCGGCUGGUGAACUCACUCAAGGUAUGCGAGAAAGCUCCACCCUCCAGUGAGCAGCAUGUGCAGGGGGAGUGGUCACACAGAAACUGGACCAUGGACUCAGAAACAGAAGGCCACCUUCAUGGGGGGGAGCAGCUCCCGAGUCAGGAGACAGACUGUCUGUCUGACAAACAUCAUUCUGAGUACAUGCAUCCUGCUUCAAGUAACACAAAAGAGGACAGUGAGACGAAUCCCACGUCUACAGAGACAGAGAAGCCAUUUCAAAGCGCAGAAAGCGUUGAAUCCAAGAGUAACACGGUCACAGAUACGUCUGUAACUGAAGCACGGGUCGUCACGGGCUUUUCAACACACAACACUGAGCUGCAAUCAGAUGCCACAGAGAUUGGAGACAAUAGGGCCCCGCAGAGUAGUGAGUGGGUGGAUACAAUUUCUCAGAGUGCAGACGGAGGGAGGACACUGCACGAGCAGGUGACAGUCGAGUUGUCAAGCCUUGUAACUGCAGACACUGACACACUGCAGCCUCAGCCUGAGAGUCAGCGUGAGGGCACUUCUUCCUCCGAGAGACACAAGCUUCCGGCGCAAGUCCAGCCCAACCUGCAGCCAGGGUCCUCGACAGAUUCUAGGAGCGACUCGGCAGCUUCGGGAGGUCGGCAGACAAAAGCCGACCAGGAAUCGGUGACCAAGAUGAGUUCAGGCUACAGCAGCCUGAGCACCAAACUGACCAUAAAGACCUCCUCUCCGCCUAAAGAGGAUGAAUUCAAACAGCGUUUCCACAGAGUGUCUCUGAUCCCUGAGGCUGGCAGCCGGGACAUGGUGGACUUCAGCGGGACAAGUGCCGAGUCAAAUGGAACAGUUGAGGGAUCAGAGUACAGGUGGAGGAAUAGGUUCGACGAGGCUUCUCAGUACAGACCGUACAAUGAGGAGGAUUCCUCAGACUCUCCGUCUUACAGAACCUCCUCUUUUACCUCCUCUACAUCCUCCUCCUCUCUCCCCGGGGCUACAUCGUACAGCAGCCUGCUUAACUCCGACAGGCUGAGUGACGAGACCAGAGUUUAUGUGAGCCAUGAGAGUGAGACAGCGGGGGAGCAGCCACUCGGCGAGUGGAGGAGGAGGAGCCUGGUGGAGCAGGAGGAGCCUGCUGCACCUGCAGGUGUAAGAGAGGAGAGAGGGAUAGAGUCAGAGUCAGAGUGGAUCAAGUCACGCUGGGACUCACAGGAGCAGCCAGCGUCUCUUCACACCGACACUGUCAGAGCAGACGACGACGACAACGAGUCAUCUCAGUUUACUGGACUGUUCAAGGCCACACUCGUGCAGCUGGUCUGCGAACCAGCAGCUCCCCCCUCCACUCCCCCUGCCUCCCCCGACGCAGACUCCUCCAACCGGUCUGAAAUGGACAGCCUGGUGGAUACGCUGAAGAACAUGGGACCCUCCUUCAGGCCCAGGGGCGUGGGCCCACGCGCAGCACCUCCGGGUCUGGUGUCCUCCCUGCCUCCCAUCGUGGAGGAUGCCUCCAGCCCCAUCAAUCCUGGUCUCCCUGCCUCCCUCACAAAAACACUGGAAACCACCGGCAGUGCCUCUGAGGCGCAGAAUGGAAUUUACACUCUGCCUCCCGACCUGGGACUGAAGAGGAGCUUCGUCAGAGACAGUCGCUCACCUCUGGAACUGAUGAAGGAGCAACAGCCAGGAGCACGAGGCCCCACUUUGCCCUUGAGAUCUUCUGCUACCAACAGUGAUGUAAUAAAGAACUCCUCUGACUCUUCCACUGAGGACGGGACAUCGGCAGAGAUGAAUGGAAACGGGGUACUCUCGCCCUCCCACACGGCCUCUCGCCUCGACAACAGCAUCAUCUUCACACGCUUCAGGUCACCGUCCUUGGAUCAAACCGGGGACAAUGACAGGGUCAGUCGCCCACUCUACCGCUCCAGCUCGCUGCCAGACACGGGGCCUUUGAGUGAACGCAUGAACGCGGGACCGAAGGAGCUCACGGAAGCCGGUGCCGGGAAAGACAUGCCUGGUUCCCGCUUUGAGCGCCUCUCCAUCCUUAUGAACUCCUCCUCCUCCUCAUCUGGCUCCUUGACCAACACUGAGGACAACGGUGCUCGCAUGAGUCGUCCUCCACAGCUCGGCUUCGGUUCCCCACCUUCCAGCAACAGCCCCACGCGCCUGCUCAGCCCCACCGGCUCCAUAGACCCUCACAGGUCGUUCACCACCACAGACUCUCCCUUGUCCAUGUUCGGCAGCGGACAGGCGAUGGGGGCGGGUUUAGGUGGUGGGUCACCGGGCACUCCUGUCCUGCAGAGGAGCUUCAGCAGUGAUGGAAGCAUAGGGGUCCAGCAGAGUCCGAUGUUCAACAGCUUCCACGGAGGGUCUCCGUUCCAGAGCAAAGAACCAGAGCCUGACAGGAAUUUAAUGUCGAAAUACAGAGCCUUCCCUGAUGCUUACCUCACUAAAGAGAAGGAGCAUGGGAAGCUCAAUCCUCGUCCUGGAAAGAUGUAUAUUUUUGACCAGCCGGGAUUCUGCGGCCAGAGGAUAGAGAUACGCAGUGAUGUCACUGAUGCUACGUGCUGGGUGCUGCAGGAGACCAUCUCCAUCAGGGUCGUCAGAGGAGGAUGGGUGCUUUAUGAGAAACCCAACUACAAGGGGGAGAAAGUCGCCCUGGACGAAGGAGACAUAGAGAUCACUAACCCCUUCAGCCCUCCAGAUGAGGAGCAGCUGCAGAACGGACAAAAGGAGGAUGAACAAAAGCAGAAUGGAGAGACCAGUGACCAGCAGACGGAGACGGCGCCACCUAGGAGGUUCAUCAUCGGCUCUCUACGCAGAGCUGUCAGGGACUACAGUGUCCCAGAAAUCAGCCUUUUCCCAGAGGAGAACGCUGAGGGGAAGAAAGUCAUCUUCAGAGACACCUCUGAUGACGCCAGGAUUUUUGGUUUCCCCAUUAAGGCCAACUCCAUCAUCAUAAAUGCCGGCCUCUGGCUUGUGUUCGCGCAGCCCUUCUUUCAGGGCGUACCACGCGUCCUGGAGGUGGGGGGUUACUCCAACCCUGCAGCCUGGGGCGUAGAACAGCCCUAUGUGGGAUCAGUGCAUCCACUCAAAAUAGGGGAGCCAAGAGUGGAAAAUGUGGGUGAACCAAAGCUGGUGAUCUUUGACAAACCAUACUUCUCCGGGAAGUCGAGGACCGUCACCACCAACAUGAGAGACUUCAUGACCAGAGUGGACAGGCAGCAGGCUGUUUUCAUGUACAACAUCGGUUCCCUUAAAGUGCAGGGAGGAAUCUGGGUCGGCUACGAGAAGGAAGGCUUCCGAGGUCACCAGUACCUGCUGGAGGAGGGGGAGUACCAGGACUGGAGGGUGUGGGGGGGCCAUGAUUCUGAGCUGCGCUCUGUCAGGCUCAUACAAGCGGACCUGACAGACCCGUUGAUGGUGAUGUUUGAACAGCUCGAGGAAGAUCAGGAAGGAAUGCAGGAGGAGAACACCUUCGAGGUGACCGAGGCCAUCCCUGACGUCGAGCUGUUCGGGUACAAAACGUCCACGCGCUCCAUCCACGUAAUCAGCGGCGCAUGGAUCGCCUACUCUCACGUGGACUUCUCAGGGAAGCAGUACAUCCUUGAGAAAGGUUUCUACAAUAACUGCGCCGACUGGGGAUCGCAGGACACUCGCAUCUGCUCGUUGCAGCCCAUCCUCCUGGCUCCACGCGACAACGUUGGUGCAAGGAAUGAGAUCAUCCUUUACUCUGAGCCAGAUCUCCAGGGCAACUGUAACAUCUUUGACCGCAACCAGCAAGUGUUGACCGAGAAAUUUGUCACCAAGUCCUGCCGAGUGGUAGGAGGAAGCUGGGUGCUCUAUGAGAAAGAACAGUAUGCUGGGGACUUGUAUGUCCUUAAUGAGGGAGAGUACCCCAAUUUGGCCAGCAUGGGGUGCCCUUCCACCUUCCCCAUCCGCUCUGUCAAGGUCGUGCCAAUGACUUUCUCAGUUCCCUCCCUCUCUCUGUUUGGCCUGGAGGGUCUGGAGGGCAGAGAGAUCACCACAGACACUGAGAUCAUCAGCAUGACCAGAGAGGGCCUCAAUAACCACAUCCUGUCUAUCAGAGUCAACAGUGGCAGUUGGGUGAUAUGUGAGCACAGCAACUACAGGGGGCGCCAGUUCGUACUGGAACCCAUUGAAAUCACCAACUGGCCAAAGUUUAGCUCACUCAAUACGAUUGGCUCGGUGUAUCCAGUCAGACAGAAACGCCACUUCUUCCGCAUCAAGAACAAAGAGAGCGGCCUCUUCAUGUCCAUCCAGGGCGGCGUGGAGGAGAUGAAGUCCGGACGAGUGGUGGUGGCGGCAGAGGCGGAGCCAAUGAGCGACAUCUGGUUCUAUCAGGACGGCUUCAUCAAGAGCAAACUGACGGCAACCAUGAGUCUCCAGGUGAUGGGAAACGUUGAGCCGGCAUCCAAGGUGGUUCUGUGGUCAGAGACUCGGCAGCCCAGCCAGAACUGGACGGCCCAGAUGAGCGGUCCGAUCAGGAGCCUCACGUUCCCUGGAAUGGUCCUGGAUGUCAAAGGUGGAAAAUCAUAUGACAAGGAGCACGUGGUGAUCAUGCCAGAGAACGAGGAGAGGCCAAGCCAAGAGUGGGAGUUAGAGUUGCUCUAAAAAUAACGUAUUCUCUUUCACGCAGCGUUCCUACACCGUGCAUCAAUAUUACCUUUGUUUACAUCGGAAACAAAUUCCCUAAAGCGCCUUUAAGGAGAGUGAGAAGCAACUGCUGUUAAAACCCCCGUGAGGUAUUUAUGUCAGUGCCUGUAUUUCUGCUGAAUUUCCGAACUCUUUAAAAGCAGCAGACACAGUUAUUGUUCGUACUUGUCGUGUUGUACUUCCAGUGAAAAGAUGCUGUAUGACACAUUUCCCCCAGGUCAGACAACGAUUAUCUGUGAGAAAGAAUGAGUUGAAGUGCCUUGACCUGCUGUAGUGACUCGCGUCAUCACAUGAGCUGGAAAACCAGGUUGAAUGUAUUUUUUGACCUAAAUUUGACCAUUUUAAGUAUUCGCACUCUUCCACACAUUCCCGACCGUGUUUUUACUGAUAUGAAUUAAUGCUUUUAAUCAUUUUGUUUACAAUGUUAAAAACAAACAAACAAAAAAAAUAUGACUUUUUAAUUUCUUAACUUCUGGAAAUAGUUUUCCUGCUAUUGCUUUAUACAGAUGGGGGUUGAAUAAAGCCAAAGCACUGUGUAACACUACUUUUUAAAGAUAUUUUUAUAUAUUGUAUAUGUAAUGCUGUUCUGUGGGAAAUGUUGAGUAUAUUAUAUAGUAUAUUACAUGCAGUGAAAUGGGUUGUAUAUGUCCCAUUUUGUGUCAAGUUACCCUAUUACUGUGUUGUUGUUGUUUGUUUGUUUGUUUGUUGUCGUUAAAUUGUUACAUAUAAAUCUGCUCAAUGUUAAUAUUUGAUACAGAAGCUUUGUAAUGUUGAAAGUGACGUUCUGGGGAGUGGUUUUGAAAUGUUGAAAACAAAAAUAAACAUUCUUAAAUAAAA
This is a messenger RNA of Solea senegalensis (Senegalese sole), 8576 nucleotides long. It is a transcript of the gene crybg2, whose product is annotated as crystallin beta-gamma domain containing 2. The transcript has 24 exons. Bases 141 to 7697 code for a protein of 2518 amino acids. The record is from RefSeq and is a predicted model, not a curated record. NCBI's taxonomy places the organism in Eukaryota, Metazoa, Chordata, Actinopteri, Pleuronectiformes, Soleidae.